GUGACAGUCCUCCGCCGGUAGAGGGAGCACAGCUCAUCCAUAGCUGCUCUGUCUCUCGCAUAUCUCUCUAUGGUAAUAGCACGUGGAACAGAACCUGAACUCAUAAGACGUCGCCAUGUUUGAUACGGGGGAGUGGAACGAUAACCUGGAGGCGCAGACUCUGACGGAGAGUCUGGUGAGCACACAGAAGAGAUCUCCCGACACCCCGCAGGAGAAGGGCGCCAUCAGCAGGCGGAAAAGACUGAAGAGAAAUCGUCAGCUCCUGGAGAUCCUACAAACCCUGAAAUCCCCGAGCACCCAGAUCCCCGACCUCCCGCCACCCCCAGAAGUCGUCCAUUCUCCAAGGAAGCAGAAGAAGGUGACACCAGGUAUCAGUGCUACAAAGUCUUCCACACCCGAAUCCGAGGCUCCUUCCACCGACACAGGAACACAACUGAGCCGCAAGCAAUGGAAGAACAAAUUGAAGAACAGGAAGAGGAAUCGAAACAAGUUCAAGCCAUGUCCAGAGAAGCAGAAGAAUAUGAUGGAUAGUGGAAAGAAAGGAGAACAAGGGACAUGUGGGGGGAAGUCUGAAUGUGAUCCCCUAAGGGACCCAAGCAAGGACCAUGGUGGGAAAGGAAAGAGAUUAAAGAAAGACAGAGGAGGACCAGAAAGUGGGUCCCACAUAAUUGUCCAACCAGAAAGCGUAAAUGAGGCAGAAAAUGACACUUCCCUCCCUGGGGGUAAUCCUACAGCCAAAGAUAAAGGACAGAAGAAGGUCCACAGGAAGGAGAAGAUGCCAGGAGACAGUAAAUGUGAACCAGCUUCACCCAGAAUGACGCCAGUGGAGAAGGCCAGAUUGGAAAAGUUGAAGAAGCUGCUGAAGAAAGAAUUCGCUAGGGGGAAAAAAGAUAUGGCCCCUGAUGAGAAUCCUGAAGACACCGCUGGUGCGAAUGACCCAAUUCCACCAGAGGGAGAGGGAACAGACCGCUCCGCCACUCUGCGUUCCCGUAUGGAGCAGCGGCUGCAUUCUGCUCGCUUUCGAUACAUUAAUGAACAGCUGUAUACAUCAGAGAGUCAGGCAGCUGUACACCUCUUCCAGGGUGAUCCUGAGGCCUUCACCAUCUAUCACACGGGAUUCUCCCAACAGGUCCAACGCUGGCCCGUCAAUCCCAUCACCGAGAUCAUCAAAUAUGUCAAAAACAGGCCGGCCUCACUGGUGGUGGCAGAUUUCGGCUGUGGUGAUGCUCAGCUGGCACGCAGUGUUCGAAAUAAAGUUCACUCCUUUGAUCUGGUGGCUUUGAAUGAUCUUGUGACUGUGUGUGACAUGGCGCAGGUACCGCUGUCAGACGAGAUUGUCGAUAUCGCUGUCUUCUGUCUGUCUCUGAUGGGGAAAAAUCUCAGCGAUUUUCUAAAAGAGGCAAAUCGGGUUUUGAAGAUGGAGGGGGUGCUAUUGGUCGCUGAGGUCAGCAGUCGGUUUGAUGACGUCAGGCAGUUUCUUCCUGCCAUGUCACAGUUGGGAUUCAAGUGCGUGAAUAAGAAUACAGACAACAGUCACUUCUACCUCUUUGAGUUCAGCAAAAACCGCUUGGCUCGUGAUGCUUCCAAACAUCCAGGACUGCAGCUCAAACCAUGUCUGUACAAGAAGAGGUGAUUGGCCAGCACCCCCGGGACACUGGUAGUGAUUGGCCGUCCCGGACAUUCGGGACACUGGAGGUGACUAACUGGGAUAUUCAGACACCUGACUUGAUGUACCUGGGGCUCCUGCAACACUGAAGAUGAUUGGAUCAUUGGAUGGGCCCCUAGAGACAACUGAGGCAAUUGCCCAGGACCCCCAGAAGACUGGAAGCAAUUGCCCAGGACCCCCAGAACACUGGAAGCAAAUUGCCCAGGACCCCCAGAAGACUGGAAGCAAAUUGCCCAGGACCCCCAGAAGACUGGAAGCAAUUGCCCAGGACCCCCAGAAGACUGGAAGCAAUUGCCCAGGACCCCCAAAAGCCUUUAAGUGUUUAAAUACAUUUUAUUUUGUACAAAUCUUGUUGUUUUAUGCUGAUGACUGACUAUGUAUAUUGGGGUGGGGGGCAUACGGUGCGGAGCGGCAGACCGCACUCUUUUGGAGAUCUUACCAUAAAAUCUAUGGCCCCAGUGUACACCUGUCUCCAUAAAGUGCUUGUUUAUCAACCAUCA
Messenger RNA from Rana temporaria (common frog), 2166 nucleotides. RefSeq names its product ribosomal RNA processing 8 (gene RRP8). Gene Ontology annotation, molecular function: methyltransferase activity. Lineage: Eukaryota; Metazoa; Chordata; Amphibia; Anura; Ranidae. Gene Ontology annotation, biological process: cellular response to glucose starvation; regulation of transcription by glucose; rDNA heterochromatin formation. The transcript has 8 exons. Bases 116 to 1633 code for a protein of 505 amino acids. Gene Ontology annotation, cellular component: chromatin silencing complex; rDNA heterochromatin; nucleolus. The record is from RefSeq and is a predicted model, not a curated record.